AUAACGAUGACGACAGUGACGGAGCGCCGCAUCGUGCGGGAGGCCACCGCCUCCGGCUCCGCCGCCGCCGCCGACGCCGACGCCGCCCCCGCACAACCUCCGGGCAUCCUGAAGGGCAGCAAGAUCAGGUGCGAGGGCUGCGAUGCGGCCAUGGCGGCAGGGGGCCAGGGUUCGAUGCUGGAAGGACCCGCAGGAGAAAAUGGCGACAGCAGCGAGGUGCGGCGCACGGUGCGCUUCUCCGAGAGCACAGUGCUGCCCCCGGACUCGCCGCUGCUGCCUCCGCCCCCGGAGAUGAUCACGCCGCCCCCCAUCCCGACGCCGGACUCGGCCACCAGCGACGACGGCGGCGGCGCCGGGGGCGGCGUCACGAAGUUCUUCCCGUCGUCGCCGCCCCCAGUCCCAGUGACCAUCCCGCCGCCCCCAGAGGAGGAACUGGCCGUGGAGGCGGUGGAGGCGGUAUGA
Molecule: messenger RNA, 462 nt
Organism: Schistocerca serialis cubense
Lineage: Eukaryota; Metazoa; Arthropoda; Insecta; Orthoptera; Acrididae
Product: wiskott-Aldrich syndrome protein homolog
Exons: 4
Coding region: 7-462 (151 amino acids)
Source: RefSeq, a predicted model, not a curated record